Molecule: messenger RNA, 1365 nt
Organism: Malania oleifera
Lineage: Eukaryota; Viridiplantae; Streptophyta; Magnoliopsida; Santalales; Ximeniaceae
Product: OVARIAN TUMOR DOMAIN-containing deubiquitinating enzyme 3
Exons: 8
Coding region: 378-1058 (226 amino acids)
Biological process (GO): protein deubiquitination; endoplasmic reticulum unfolded protein response
Cellular component (GO): cytosol; nucleus
Molecular function (GO): cysteine-type deubiquitinase activity
Source: RefSeq, a predicted model, not a curated record
GCAAGAGUAAACUUGUUUGACUUUAAUGCAAGUUAUUUGGCUUGAGAAAACCUUUGUACAUGUCUCUGUUACUUGCUUUACCUUAUUUAGUCUCCUUUUAGCUUCUUUAAACACGAGAUAGAGUGUGUUUGAUGAGCCUGCAUAGUACUAGGUAGUUGGUCAAUGAAGAUUCUUCCUUUUUUUUUUUUUAAGGUGGCGGACUGACGGGCAGCAAGUGCUGGUUCAUCCACCUUUGUCGAUUUCGGAUAGAAGUGCCACAAGGCCGUCCGAGUAAGUGAUAAGUUCAAACCCUUGUAACAUCCUACUCAUCCUACUCGGAAUCCACCCACGAAAACAAACGAUUCGCUUUCAUCGUUCUGCCUUUCUGAGUAGAGUAGAUGUUCAUGGCAGACGAGCCGUCCAACGACGCCGUUCUUCAACAGCUGAAGGAUGGAAUCGCUCAGUUCGAACUCGUUUCUUCUCCCGUCCCUUCAAUUUGGACUCCGGGUACCCAGAAAUUUCCUGGAAACAACGGCCUUCGGUUCUUCGCCAGAAUCGGACCUUCAUUAGGUGGAGGAUCGGCUGCACUGAAGAAACUGGAGCAUUAUUCAGUUCAGAAAGUCACUGGGGACGGACGAUGUUUGUUUCGGGCAUUGGUCAAAGGAAUGGCUUUCAACAAGGGUAUAUGCCUUAACUCAAGGGAAGAAAGGGACGACGCAGAUGAAAUACGUAUGGCUGUAAAAGAGGUUCUAUGUGAAAAUGAUAAAGAGCGCCGUCAGUAUGAAGAAGCAUUAGUCGCAAUUACGGUUGAGGAGCCUUUGAAACGUUACUGUCAACGGAUUGGGCGACCUGAUUUUUGGGGAGGGGAAUCAGAGCUACUGGUUUUGUCAAAAUUGUGCCACCAGCCAAUCAUUGUGUACAUCCCAGAGCAAGAGCAUAGAAAGGGCGGAUGGGGCUCUGGUUUUAUUCCAAUUGCAGAUUAUGGAAUCAACUUCAGCAAGGGUUCAAGAAAAGGGAAACCCAAGAAAGUUGUUAGGCUGCUAUACAGUGGUAAUAACCACUAUGAUCUACUCGUUUGAACCAUCAUUAUAUUAUACGUGAGGGAGAGCUGUUGCCUCCUUGCAGUUGAUGGAAAAAUCAAGGAUACAGGACUUUUAUCUUUCCUUUGGUGCACAUGUAACAUCAUGAAUCAUCCAAUGGUGAAGUUGAGUUGUUGAUGAUUGUUGUAGUAUAUUUUGUAUAGCAAGUGCUUGGCACAUAUCUGUUCCCAUUAUGGAUCCAUGUGCUACAAUUGAAUUCAUACAAAAGUUUUUGCAGAGAAUCAAAGACGAAAAAAAGAUGAAUGAACUAUGAUGGAAAAUAAUAUGCUGAUCAUUUCUUUUAUCA